AUGGCGCAGGCAGACGCAUCCCAGACGAAGACCUACCGCUUGUCGGACGAUCCGUCGUUCCUCACCAACCAGGAGAAGAACCACAUCUACCGCGUACAGCACAAAAGGCACCGCCGCAUCUCCAAAUUGGGGGGAGCGGCAGGCGUGGCGUACAAGCUGUGCGACCCGGUGGUGAAGCCCUACGUGGACUGCACCAAGCACCGCCUCAUCAGCCUCCUGUGGGCGUGCCGCGACGAGAAGGCCCAAAUGGCCGACUGCCUCCACGAAGUGGCGGAGCGAGCGCGAGAGGAGGUGACGGAGGAGUACCUGCGGCAGCGCCAGGCCAAGCGAGCGGCCGAGGAUGCCGCGCUGAGCAAGGAGACCGCCGCCUCUUCGUGA
This is a messenger RNA of Acanthamoeba castellanii str. Neff, 378 nucleotides long. RefSeq lists its product as uncharacterized. The record is from RefSeq and is a predicted model, not a curated record. NCBI's taxonomy places the organism in Eukaryota, Discosea, Longamoebia, Acanthamoebidae. Bases 1 to 378 code for a protein of 125 amino acids. The transcript has 3 exons.